AUGCAUUAUACCCCCACAGCUUCUAAUGCGUGGAAAGGUAUAUGCAAGGCCAAAAACAUUAUUAAAGAAGGAUUACGCAAGAGGGUGAGAAAUGGUCGCAAUACAUCCUUUUGGACCGAACCUUGGAUUACAGGAGAAAAUCUUGCUUGGUACGCCAAUGUGGAGGUGCCGGAGGAAGAACAUGAUGCCACGGAUGAGUUAUUCUGGGAACCUGAGGCGAACGGAAACUUUUCUGUUACCUCAGCUUAUGGUUUAAUCCAAGGUGACAUUGAGUCUCAUAAUGACAAAGGGUGGGAAAGGCUUUGGCAGGUCAAUGUUCCUAACAAGAUUUGUAAAGGUGCUUUCAGUAGUGUUGAAAAUGGUCCGAUCCUUUUUGCCAUUACUCUUUUGGUGGAUUUGGAGGUUGCAGAAUCUGUUAGAGCCUUUGAGAAGAUUUCACAACCGGCUAGCAAUACUCAUAAUAAGGUCCAACGCCUCAUUCGUUGGACUAAACCCCCAGAUGGUUGGACGAAGAUGAACAUUGAUGGAAGCCGAGAUACACUCACAGGCCAUGCAAGUUGUGGAGGACUCCUCAGGGAUGUUAUCGGCAACUGGCUGCUUGGUUUUAAAGCAAAAGUUGGCCACUGUUCCAUUGAAGAAGCGGAAGCUUGGAGUAUUCUUAAGGGGCUUAAAACUAUUUGGAAUCAUGGCUACCGCAAAGUUAUCAUUGAAUCAGAUGCCAAACACGUUGUGGAUUGA
Messenger RNA from Ipomoea triloba (trilobed morning glory), 738 nucleotides. RefSeq lists its product as uncharacterized. Gene Ontology annotation, molecular function: nucleic acid binding; RNA-DNA hybrid ribonuclease activity. NCBI's taxonomy places the organism in Eukaryota, Viridiplantae, Streptophyta, Magnoliopsida, Solanales, Convolvulaceae. The record is from RefSeq and is a predicted model, not a curated record. The coding region runs from base 1 to 738 and encodes 245 amino acids. The transcript has 4 exons.